Molecule: messenger RNA, 3511 nt
Organism: Elephantulus edwardii (Cape elephant shrew)
Lineage: Eukaryota; Metazoa; Chordata; Mammalia; Macroscelidea; Macroscelididae
Gene: NFATC3
Product: nuclear factor of activated T-cells, cytoplasmic, calcineurin-dependent 3
Exons: 10
Coding region: 302-3508 (1068 amino acids)
Biological process (GO): cytokine production; regulation of transcription by RNA polymerase II; calcineurin-NFAT signaling cascade
Cellular component (GO): transcription regulator complex
Molecular function (GO): DNA-binding transcription factor activity, RNA polymerase II-specific; transcription factor binding; RNA polymerase II cis-regulatory region sequence-specific DNA binding
Source: RefSeq, a predicted model, not a curated record
CGGCGCGGCGCGGGAGCGCGCCAGCGGCGGCUGCUGGGGGGCGGGGAGCAUCUGCCGAGGCGACGGUGGCGGCUUAGGCACCGCGACAGGCGGCGGCGGCGGCGGCUCCUCUUGGUGAAGCUCGGCGUGCGGCCAGCUCUCGAGUUGGGGACGGAACACUUGGCGUUGCAGGCCCCGCCCGGAAAGUUUGCAGCGAAGCUGCGAUCUCCUGGCCCGCGCGGCCCGGCAUGAAGCGGCGCUAAGGAGCCGCUGCCGCAGCCGCGCCUCCUGAGGAGCAGUCGCAGCAGCUUGGGCCACGCCGAUGACUACUGCAAACUGUGGCGCCCACGACGAGCUCGACUUCAAACUCGUCUUCGGCGAGGACGGGGCGCCGGCGCCGCCGCCUCCGGCCCCGCGGCCUGCAGAUCUUGAGCCAGAUGAUUGUGCAUCCAUUUACAUCUUUAAUGUAGAUCCACCUCCAUCUACUUUAAACUCGCCACAUUGCUUACCACAUCAUGGAUUACCGUCUCACUCUUCUGUUUUGUCACCAUCGUUUCAGCUCCAAAGUCACAAAAACUAUGAAGGAAUUUGUGAGAUCCCUGAGUCUAAAUACAGCCCAUUAGGUGGUCCCAAGCCCUUUGAGUGUCCAAGUAUUCAAAUUACAUCCAUCUCUCCCAACUGUCAUCAAGAAAUAGAUGCUCCUGAAGAUGACCUGCACAUAAAUGACCCAGAAAGGGAAUUUUUGGAAAGGCCAUCUAGAGAUCAUCUCUAUCUUCCUCUUGAGCCAUCCUACCGAGAGUCUUCCCUUAGUCCCAGUCCUGCCAGCAGCAUCUCUUCUAGAAGCUGGUUUUCAGAUGCAUCUUCUUGUGAAUCUCUUUCACACAUUUACGAUGAUGUAGACUCAGAGUUGAACGAAGCUGCUGCUCGAUUUACUCUUGGAUCUCCUUUAACUUCUCCUGGGGGUUCUCCAGGAGGCUGCCCUGGAGAAGAGUCCUGGCAACAACAGUAUGGAGUUGGACACUCCUUGUCACCCAGGCAGUCUCCUUGCCACUCUCCUAGAUCUAGUAUCACUGAUGAGAAUUGGCUGAGCCCUAGGCCAGCCUCAGGACCCUCCUCAAGGCCCACUUCCCCCUGUGGGAAGCGGCGGCACUCCAGUGCUGAGGUUUGUUACGCUGGCUCACUUUCACCCCAUCACUCUCCAGUUCCUUCUCCUGGUCACUCCCCCAGAGGAAGUGUAACAGAAGAUACCUGGCUCAAUGUUUCUUCUGUCCAGGGUGGAUCAGGCCUUGGCCCUACGCUUGUUCCAUUUCAGUACUGUGUAGAGACUGAUAUUCCUCUGAAAACAAGGAAGACUUCUGAAGAUCAAGCUGCCAUACUACCAGGAAAAUUAGACCUUUGUUCAGAUGACCAAGGAAAUUUAUCACCAUCUCGGGAGACUUCAAUAGAUGAUGGCCUUGGAUCCCAGUAUCCUUUAAAGAAAGAUUCAUCUGGUGACCAGUUUCUGUCAGUUCCUUCACCCUUUACUUGGAGCAAACCAAAGCCUGGCCAUACCCCUAUAUUUCGCACAUCUUCAUUGCCUCCACUAGACUGGCCUUUACCAACUCAUUUUGGACAAUGUGAACUGAAAAUAGAAGUGCAGCCUAAGACUCAUCAUCGAGCCCAUUAUGAAACUGAAGGUAGCCGAGGGGCAGUAAAAGCAUCUACAGGGGGACAUCCUGUUGUGAAGCUCCUGGGCUACAGUGAAAAACCAAUAAAUCUACAGAUGUUUAUUGGGACAGCAGAUGAUCGAUACUUGCGGCCGCAUGCGUUUUACCAGGUGCAUCGAAUCACUGGGAAGACGGUUGCAACAGCAAGCCAAGAGAUAAUAAUUGCUAGCACAAAAGUCCUGGAAAUUCCACUGCUUCCUGAAAACAAUAUGUCAGCCAGUAUUGACUGUGCAGGUAUUUUGAAACUUCGCAAUUCAGAUAUAGAACUUCGAAAAGGAGAGACUGAUAUUGGCAGAAAGAAUACAAGAGUACGACUUGUGUUUCGUGUACAUAUCCCACAGCCCAAUGGAAAAGUCCUUUCUCUGCAGACAGCUUCUAUACCUGUUGAAUGCUCCCAGCGGUCUGCUCAAGAACUUCCUCAUAUUGAGAAGUACAGUAUCAACAGUUGUUCUGUAAAUGGAGGUCAUGAAAUGAUUGUGACUGGAUCUAAUUUUCUUCCAGAAUCUAAAAUCAUUUUUCUUGAAAAAGGACAAGAUGGACGACCUCAGUGGGAAGUAGAAGGGAAAAUAAUCAGGGAAAAAUGCCAUGGGGCUCACAUUGUCCUUGAAGUUCCUCCAUAUCAUAACCCAACAGUUACAGCUGCAGUGCAGGUGCACUUUUAUCUUUGCAAUGGCAAGAGGAAAAAAAGCCAGUCCCAACGUUUUACUUACACACCAGUUUUGAUGAAACAAGAACACAGAGAAGAGAUUGACUUAUCUUCAGUUCCAUCUUUGCCGGUGCCUCGUCCUGCCCAGACCCAGAGGUCUUCAUCAGAUCCAGGGCACCCACAUGAUAGUGUUUUGCCAGCACAGAGAAGUUUGGUUUGUCCCGUCCAGCAAGCAUAUGCAUCAGUGGUAACCUCCUCCCAUCUGCCACAGUUGCAGUGUAGGGAUCAGAGUGUUUGUAAAGAACAGCAUAUGAUUCCUUCUCCAGUUGUGCACCAGGCUUUCCAGGUCACACCUACACCUCCUGUGGGGUCUUCCUAUCAGCCUAUGCAAACUAAUGUGUACAAUGGACCAACUUGUCUUCCUAUUAAUGCUGCCUCUAGUCAAGAGUUUGAUUCAGUUUUGUUCCAGCAGGAUACAGCUGUUCCUAGUUUAAUAAAUCUUGGCUGUCAACCACUGUCAUCCAUACCAUUUCAUUCUACAAAUUCAGGCUCAACAGGACAUCUCUUAGCACACACACCUCAUUCUGUGCAGACCCCACCUCAUCUACAGCCAAUGGGAUAUCAUUGUUCAAAUGUAGGACAAAGGUCUCUUUCUUCUCCAGUGGCUGACCAAGUCCCAGGGCAGCCGUCCUCUCAGUUACAACCCAUUACAUAUGGUUCUUCACAUUCAGGGUCUGCUACAACAGUUUCCCCAGCAACUUCUCAUCCCCUGGCCAGUUCACCACAUUCUGGGCCACCGUCUCCUCAGCUACAGCCUAUGCCUUACCAAUCUCCUAGCUCAGGAACUGCCUCAUCACCGUCUCCAGCCCCCAGAAUGCAUUCUGGGCAGCAUGCAACUCAAGCACAAAGUACAAGCCAGGGAGGUCUUUCUGCACCUUCAACCUUAAUGUGUCACAAUUUAUGUGAUACAACUUCAUUUUCUUCUGACGGGGCAACUGUGAGCAUUAAACCUGAACCUGAAGAACGAGAACCCAACUUUGCAACCAUUGGUCUACAGGACAUCACUUUAGAUGAUGACCAGUUUAUGUCAGACUUGGAACACCAGCCAUCAGGUUCAGCAGAGAAAUGGCCUAACCACAAUGAGCUCUCAUGUCCAGCUCCUUUCUGGAAAAUCUAGAGG